AUGUAUAUAACACGUGCUUUCAGAAAGGUUGACUUUAUACUUCAAGUCGAGAUAGAAAAUGACGAACAGUCUUUAAGCGCCCAAAACAUUCACAUAUACAAAUACUUUAAAGACGAUACAACAUUGUUGCAAUGUAUGAUUUCAUUUAAUGAGAUGUUCGAGAAAAAGUUCAACAUUGAAGUACAAACUUUACAGCCUUUACGUGAGUUUCUUGCACAACUGAAGGAAGAAGGUAGUCAGCCACAACUUAUAGACUUUCAUUAUGAAUUUAAUGAAAAUGAAGAUGGAACACAUGACUGUCAAUUCAUUGUAUUCUCACCAUUCAAUGAAGUCGCUAAAAAGAAAGAAAAUCCAUUACGUAUAAGAUUUCAAAUCUCCGAACCAAGUGAUGAUUUUAAGAAUGUUUUCAAUUAUGAUGCAAUGCUUCCGAGGAAAAAUGA
This is a messenger RNA of Trichomonas vaginalis G3, 440 nucleotides long. RefSeq lists its product as uncharacterized. The record is from RefSeq and is a predicted model, not a curated record. The transcript has a single exon. The annotation marks the transcript as partial. Lineage: Eukaryota; Parabasalia; Trichomonadida; Trichomonadidae.